AUGGAGGGGACAUGGGAUGCGGAGGUGGAGGUGGAAUUGGGACCCCAUAUUGCCUUUGGUCGCCGCUCGACGGGUAUCUUCCUGGUUGAUACAUUGAAGGAUCUGGGCCGGAUUGCGCAGAAUGUUGAGAGUAAGUGGCAGGCGAGUAGACAGAAGGGGGUGCUAGAUUGGUCGCUGCAGAAUGAGCUCUGGGUCGCGAGGGCCGUAGGUAUAAGAAGACUUGCAGAACUACUCACUGCAAGAGCUUCGAGGGCGCUGGUUCAUGGUCGCCUGCGCAUAUUUAAAUUAGUUCGAGCGAGUCCAAAGAGAUUGGAAAGUCGCAACGCUGGCCUUUGUCCGGAAUGUAUCAAUCUCGCAAAGAUAACCAACCAAGGUGUGACGGGGAUAGGCGCUGAGAGCUGUCGCAAAUUCGAGGACUGGGUGACUACAUAA
Molecule: messenger RNA, 432 nt
Organism: Sclerotinia sclerotiorum 1980 UF-70
Lineage: Eukaryota; Fungi; Ascomycota; Leotiomycetes; Helotiales; Sclerotiniaceae
Exons: 3
Coding region: 1-432 (143 amino acids)
Source: RefSeq, a predicted model, not a curated record